AUGAUCCGUCGCAACUCCGACAUUGAGAUCCAGCUUCCGGAUGCUGGUCCAACACCUCUUUCACCCGAAUCCUUGAGCGAUAUCGAUGUAGAGAUGCUCUCUGAGGAGCCGACUCUUCCCUUAAGUCUCCCACCACACAUUGCAGCCCGGUUCUACCGCAAAAGCAGCAAGGCCCGCCGUUCCUCCGCCGCCUCAUCUCGACGAAGCUCAGUCUCCUCUUUGCACUCCCAUAAUUCGACCGGGUCCUCGAAUGGCUCGAUAAGUGCGGAUCAUAUUGCUCAACACCUCCGUCGCACGUCCAUUUUGGAGAGCCGAAAGGCGCGACUCGCGGAUCGUGCAUUGCAUGCGGAGAAAGUGAGGCUGCGAGCCGCUCUGGCUAAAGCAGCUACAAGAAAUCUACAAUUCGAAGAGAGAGCGUUGGCUGCCCAGCAGGCCCGGGAGCGUCUGCUCGCCGAUAUCACCGCCAAGUGCGAGGAUCAGGUCAAACGGGCCAAAAAGAAGGCCGAGGAUCAGCGGGAGAAGAAAGCUGCCGAACAAGCUCGACUGCGUCUGGAAAUGGCAGAGAAGUUUGCGGAGGCAGAGAAACGACGCGCAUUAUACCAACAAACCCACCGCCGCCAACGUACUAGCAGCUUGCCAGCCACUGAGGAAAAGAAGAUGUCCCGAGAGGUCACCAAGUCCGUUGCGCAGGAUGCUGCUGCGCGGAAGAUCCAGCGCGUAUGGAGAACCCAUAACGCGAAGAUGGUUAUGCAGCAGUUCCAGUCGUUGAACCUGUCGGUAGACCGAGUUCGCGACAUGGCCUUUGAAGAAGUUGGUGCUCUCCUUUCUAACAGCAAGUUGCUCGAUACUAUGACGAACGUUCUCCGCCUCUGCGGUCUGCAAGAUAUGGAAGGCGGCGCGAUGGGUGAGAGGGGUGCAGUACGCACAUUCCUCAGCAGCUAUCUCAUUGUCACUCAUCCCCAAGAAGUUUUGAGCAGCAAUGGAGACCAAGAGCAAGAUCUGAUUGCCAAGGCCCGGGACCUGCUGGUAGCCUUUGACCAGGUCACGGCGCUGCUAUCGUCAGGCUGUUGCUCUCCAUCCGUGAUCACUGCAGAUCUGCAAACUUUGUGUGAAUCACACAACGUGUUUUUCUCUGCUUUCCAUGCUUGGAAGUCGCAUGAUUCUAGUGUACUGAUUGAGAUCAUGGUUGCACAGUUUGUCGAACUGGAGUUGAUUUGGCAGACGGUCAAGAAUGACAAAGCCGGCGGUGCUGCAGAGGACUACAGACUGGGUAUCCGACAGAACCAGGUCCUUUUGCUCGCCCGUCUGAAAAGACUUGCGGGGCCUGACCGACACAUGGAACUGAUCCGAGAUUCAUUGAAGAAGGCCAAGCGGGAGAAGAAGAGGGCUGCCUCCAAGCAAGCUAUUCCUCGCGAGUCAUUCAACAACAUCGAUGCCGCAGUAUUCCAAGAGCUGGAUAAGCAGCGGAUAUCUCCCCACGAGAGAUUCACCAAAAUCCUCACUCCUCUCCCUGAAAAUCGGGAGCUGGUGCAUGAACUCCUCAUCAACAAAGAGUUCAAGAUCGAGGAGGCACCGUACACUGAACCGCGCAGACAGAUUAUGAAGCAGAUGUGCGACACAAUGAGAAAAGGGGUCGAGUCCGGACACGGCACCAACUGGACUGUCGCAAUGGCUACAGUGAUCCAAGAUCGGUUGCUGCGCUCACUCCAACGGGGCAAUUCCCUUUACGUGAUAAUUAGCGAAGCCUUAGACCCAAAACUGGUUCAGGGACAGUGCGAGGCUGGCACAUUCUCCUAUGAUAAUUUCUUCGAGUUCAUGAACAACAUCUUACCACGCCUCUGCGCUCCCUACCGGGAUCCUGUGGUCAAGGCAUACAUUGAGGAUACGUCAGGCGAUGCCAUCGACCGGCUGGCUCGAUUGAUGAGCAUCAUUGAUCUGCUAUCACUCGACCAAACGAAUUUCAUGAUCCAGCUUGCUGCACCCCAGCUCAUCGAAGAAGCUCCGGGUUAUGAGAAGCGGGCAUUCGACCGAGAUGUUGCAGACGGAACCAUCACCCUGGGCAAGACCCGACGAUUCUGGCGCAUUCAUCGCAAGAUCAUUGUUGAUGAGAUGAAGAAGCGAGACCCGGAAGGCGUCCAAGGAGAGCCACACCCACCAUCAGCACGAGUCUACGCCCAAGGUCUUGCCGACACCGUUCUAAGCAAUGCGGUUGUGUCUGAGGAUCUAGUUCCGGAGACUCUGGCCCUCGAUCGCCAACGGCUUGAGCGGCUGCACGCCAGGGUAUUCCAAAUUGUAGCAACUGCUUCCAUCCUGUUGACAGCAAAGAACCUGCUUAAGCGAGACGCACGGUCCCAGUGGAAACCUGAAGCAGACCGGAUUCUGUCUCUGGACUUCAACGAGAUCAGCCCAGAGCGAGUACAGUCUAUCCUGGAGUCGACGCAUCCGAUGCCACCCGCUGCGAGCGCCCAGCUCGCAGCUACGAUCAAACGAGUGCUCGGACCCGUCGCCACAGCAUGUCUCGCUGCCGCACCCCAGCUCGCGGUGGUCACUUCAGAGACCCCUGUCUCAGACUCGAAUGGAAGCACAACCUCCGCGGCUAGCUUCUCGGACCCGGUGACGAAACUCAUUCUCUCCCGCCUUCGCAGCCACAUCCUAUCGCGCCUCAGCGCAUCGAGUGCCUCUGAACGGGUGCGGGCUACUACCACGGCUAGUCAGAAUCUAGCUGGAGCCGGUAUGCCGGAGUUUGUUAAUGAGGUUGGGAAGUUGGUGGAAGAAUUAGAGAAGGUCCGGGAAGUGGAUUGGCUUUGCCAUGGGGCGAUAUACGAGGGUUUAUAUGAAGAAGGCGUUCCAGCACAGUGA
Messenger RNA from Penicillium crustosum, 2859 nucleotides. Its product is annotated as IQ calmodulin-binding motif domain protein. The coding region runs from base 1 to 2859 and encodes 952 amino acids. NCBI's taxonomy places the organism in Eukaryota, Fungi, Ascomycota, Eurotiomycetes, Eurotiales, Aspergillaceae. The transcript has 2 exons. The record is from RefSeq and is a predicted model, not a curated record.